Venustampulla echinocandica is the source of this 717-nucleotide messenger RNA. RefSeq lists its product as uncharacterized. Gene Ontology annotation, cellular component: membrane. Bases 1 to 717 code for a protein of 238 amino acids. Gene Ontology annotation, biological process: carbohydrate transport; transmembrane transport. The record is from RefSeq and is a predicted model, not a curated record. Gene Ontology annotation, molecular function: carbohydrate:proton symporter activity. The transcript has 5 exons. NCBI's taxonomy places the organism in Eukaryota, Fungi, Ascomycota, Leotiomycetes, Helotiales, Pleuroascaceae.
AUGUUUGCUUCAGAGUCAUCCGGGGUUCUUGUUAUCUAUAACUAUAGCGUCAUUAUAUAUACUGAUCUUGGCUACUCUGGAAGUAUUCCGCUUUUGCUCUCAGCCGCCUAUGUCAGUUGCGCCGCAAUUGGAAAUUAUUUCUGUUCUCUCAUGAUCGACCGAGUCGGACGUGUCCGAUUAUUAUGCAUUGGACUCGCCGGUUGCCUAGUAUGCCUCUGCUUUGAGGCUACCAUUGUCGCACAGUAUGCUGGCACUGAUGAUGUUGCCGGUCUACGUGCAGGUGUGUUUUUCUUGUUCUUUUACAUUUCAUUCUAUGGGACCUGUAUUGAUGCUACAACUUAUGUGUACUGUUCUGAGAUUUUCCCUACUCACAUUCGGCCCAUUGGGAUGGGUUUCUCAGGAGCCAUUCUCUUUUUGACCACGAUUCCGUAUCUGGAAGCUGCCCCAACAGCUUUUGCCAUUAUUGGCUGGAAGUACUACCUCGUGUUUAUUGUGAUCACUGCGAUUAUGGUCCCGUUGAUCUAUUGUUAUUUCCCCGAGGGAUUGUCUCUAGAGGAGAUUAAUGAGGUAUUUGGAGAUGAUGUCGCAGUUCAUUUGGCGCAUUUUUCGGAUGAGAAGGUAAAACGGGAUGUAGCAGUCGGAAUCAACAACAAUAGUUCUACUCCCAGCUCGCAAAAGACGGAAUCAGAAGGGCCCUCCGCUGUCCAUAUUCAAUAG